GCCGAUUAACUGCUACGUCACCUACAUUCCUCUCUCUCAUGUCGACGAAAAGGAUUACGAAUUUCCACACAGAAUUUAGAAUAUCGCUUUUUAAAAUGGUUUAGCACUCAAAAGAGAGGCUAGCACCUUCGGUGCGGUAGAAAAUACAUUCAGAAUGGCGUUUCAAGGGUUUUUGCUUCCUUCACACCUGUUUCGGCAGAGAAACAGCUAGAUCAACAGAUAUCAAUUCAAAACCAAGGCAGUUAUGGAAAAGUUCAGUUUUUCAGAGACAGCAGGGGUAUGGAGCUUGGAGCAAGCUCUGUUCCCCGAUGCUAUGAUAAAUGUAGAAGAGUCUGACUUCAGUGAUAGUGAUGUUCUCCUGAAAGAAGUAGAUUCAGAUUUCAACAAAUCCACUGUUUCAGUUCCUACAAAUAACCAACAGUCUUAUCCUGAGAUUAUUACAGAGGAACAAAAUGUGGAUGAUAAUGAUCUGCAAGAUUGGAUGGAUAAAAACAUGGACAUGUCCGUCCUGGAAUGUCUGGAGCUGCAAUUUGAUCCCCUGGAUGAUCCUUUGGUGAAGAAUGGGGACCCUUUUGCCCUCUUUACAUCCUUGGUGGAUAAAACAGAGAUUGUUAACUCAAACCUCAACUCUUCUGAUGAUGUCAUUGAAUCCUUUAAUUCCACAAAGAGUAUUAAUUCUUCAGACACUAUAACUGGUUCAGCAAAUCUAUAUUCUGAAGGAAUUAUUGGUUUGUCUGUGAAUACCUGCACUCCACCAGAAUCACCUGUUGGAAAAGUACCAGACAUAUCUUCAGUCUUGGGUUCUGUCAGUAACAAUGGUGACACUUCACCAGUAGUUGAAAAUUCAUCUGAUUCAUCAUGUGAAGUUUCAAAUAACACCAAAAACUCUUUCGCUAGUUUUCAAAUUAGUAGUGAAGAUGAGGCUUUUAGCAUUUUGGAGUCCAUAAUAUCCAGUUCAACAGAUUUACCAUUUGAUUUAAAAUAUUCUUUAGAAACGUCAGUCAAUUCUGAUGCUUCUCCAGUUAGUAAUUCAGACUUUGUAGAAUUAGAAAAUGAACUUUCAGGAGACAUUGAAGUCAAACAGUCCAGAAUUACACCAUAUGGCACUGCACCCUCUGCCCUUGAGAAGCCAAGCUCUCGUAUAAAAUCAGUUACUGGUUCUGUUGUUAAAGGGACUUUUUCAGAUAAGCGAAAAGAGCGUAAAAAGCGACAAAACAAAGAAGCUGCAACGAGGUACCGCGAGAAGAAACGGGCUGAGUCUAUGGUUUUGGUAGAUGAGGAAGCUUCUUUAAAGAAGCAAAACCAAGAACUAAAAGAAAAGGUACAACAGCUGAGUAAUGAAAUAUCUUAUCUGAAGGGUCUGAUGGAGCUUUUUAAGGCCAGAUAUUUGAAAAAAUGACAAGGCACAAUAGAUAAUUAAUGUCUCACUUUACAUAUAUGUUUUGUGUUCUUGUAGAUACUGUGUUUUAGUUUUAUAAUGCUUUUGUCUAUAUGAUAUAAAAUCAAGGACCAGUGGGUGAAUGUAAAAUUAAUUGCUUAUUUUAAUUUAAUUACAUAUUAGAUGUCAUUUUUUAGUAGAAAUGCAUAAUUAUCUACCUGAACUGUCAAGGAUUCUGGUUUUUAUUUUCCAUUUUUGUGUAAUCAAGAGUUUGUGAAUCAAUAAAAAGCCCUCAUUAAUAUAAGUU
Limulus polyphemus (Atlantic horseshoe crab) is the source of this 1685-nucleotide messenger RNA. RefSeq lists its product as uncharacterized. The coding region runs from base 245 to 1399 and encodes 384 amino acids. The record is from RefSeq and is a predicted model, not a curated record. NCBI's taxonomy places the organism in Eukaryota, Metazoa, Arthropoda, Merostomata, Xiphosura, Limulidae. Gene Ontology annotation, biological process: regulation of transcription by RNA polymerase II. Gene Ontology annotation, cellular component: nucleus. Gene Ontology annotation, molecular function: RNA polymerase II transcription regulatory region sequence-specific DNA binding; DNA-binding transcription activator activity, RNA polymerase II-specific. The transcript is spliced from 3 exons.